CAACGGGGUCGCUCGCAUUUUGUAUGUUGCACUUAAUUUCUCAGACGAUAUUUUUACAUUCGCCCAACGUUAUGAGAAAUCAGCGUAAUUGGUGGAAAAUUCCAACGUGCCAUGCAAUGCUGUGAAGUGUUUAUUUUUCUGAAGCGAGGGCGCAAUAUGUAUUUAUUUGUUUUAAAGGUGCAUUUGCAAACGAUUUUAUGUUAGUGUUUGUUCGAUCAUCAUUUAAUUCGUUCAACAAAUUUUCAAAAGUCGUGAAUGACUCGGAUUUUAGAUUGAAGAGUGUUUCUAACUUUUAUAGCUAAUUAGGUGGUAAUAAUUCUUCUCUUAUUUAUUUCUGUCUAUUUGAAAGAAUUUGGAUGCAAUAAGAGAUUUUAUUGUAAAUAUUAUUUAAAGUGAAAAUGUAAAUGAAUCUUGAAGAAUUUUAAAUACACCGUUUGUUGCCGAUAACCCAAAAACAAUUCUGAUGAAUAAUUAUAUGAAAGAUAAUUAUCGCUAGUUUAGAAUUCAAAACAACUGAAGUCUGUUUAAAAAUUUUUGUAUUUAAAAAUCGUUUUUAGAUCUUCUACACAGCCAAGAAUGUAAAAUUCAGCUGUUCCAGCAUCGAAAAUUUAAAAUCGCUCUUAUUUGUUCUUUGUUGUCAAUUUAUAGUCAAGUGUUGUUUACACUGCUGAUAAUUUCUUUUGAUAAGAGUUUAUUCUAUAUGAUAACAAAUCAGGCUAGGUGAAUGUUCUUGCACUAAAAUAUAUGCAGUGUGUAUUCAGUGCUUUCAAAGAUGAAAAUUAGGCCAGUCAUAUGAAAAGCAAUGUUAUGGAUGAUAGAAUUCUGUGAUGACAAGAAUUUGGUAAAUGUGCAUAAAUCAUAAUAUUUAAGAAUUGGAUCUUUGUGUCUGCGAAUCUUAGUGAAUUGCUAUAUAUGUACCGGCAAUAAAUGAUUCUACUCAAUUGUGACUAUCCUGUAUACUGUGAGUGAUUAUUAAUGAGCUGGCGCAAUAUAUAAACCUUGACAUUACUUAGUUGCAUUUCAUCUUUGCUGUCCAAUUUUAUUGUAUUUAAUUAAAAACUGAAGACAUGGAAAGUGCCAAACGACGUAGAGGAAAUCUGUACAUAUUAACAAGUGAAAAUAACUACUGGCGCGAACCCUUUUACAGACAGUCGUCCAACAGAAGUAACAGACGGUAUUUUCGUACCAGAAACGACAACCGUCAUUCACAAGAUUCUGGGAACUUUAUGCUAUGUGUGGUAUUUGUCCUUUUUUGUUUGUUUUCUCUUAAUUCUGGAAACCUGCCGCACGAGGCGGAUCCAUCUGAAGACGAACCCUUUCCCUCCUCUGAAUGCGAAACUUUGCUGCCUGAAUGCGAAUGUGACGACUAUGGCGGAGUGGCAGGUCUCAUCUGUCAGAAUGUGAGCGAUUUCGAUGCCUUUACCAAGACCCUGGGGGAUGGGUCAUUGUUUGAAAAUGGGACCACAUACGAAAUCACGUUAUCUGGCACGAGGAUCCUGCCACGGCAGUUUCUCAAGGGAUUGAUCGUUUUUCGUUUGUAUAUCGAUGAUCCCCAGACAGCAUUGAUGGAGGAUGGGGCUUUCGAGGGUGUCCUCCGGUUGAAGAGAUUCCAUGUAAGAAUCAGUUCCAUAAAGGAAAUUCCUGACUUCAGUCCCAUCCGGAACUCUUUGAUGAACCUGUACAUGGACAACAGCCUCCUCACCGCUGUCGAUGGUGAUCAGCUCAAGAAUCUGAAACUUCUGGAAACUCUGUCCUUCGUCAACAACUCCAUCAGAUAUGUAGCACCCGACGCAUUUCAGGGUACUGAGAAUUUGAUCAUCUUCGACAUGUCAAACAACUUUUUACAGUUUCUGCCACCAAAUUUGUUCGAUCCUAUGAAGAAGUUGAAAAAGGCGGUGCUUUCUAACAACUACUUGAUGCACGUCAACCAGGUUUUUGCUGUCACACAUCCAAGGUUCAUCUACUUGGACCACAAUAAUCUGACCAAUCUGGACGCGGUGCUUCAUCGCAAUAUGAUCCAAGUGGAGACUGUCCAGCUGUCCUACAACCCCUUCACCAAUGUGACGAUGAACUCUUUCAAUGGCAAACUGGUCCGUGCUCGCUUCUUGUAUCUGGAUCACUGCCUCAUAAAGGAAUUUAACGUGAAGCACUACAUUUCGCUUAACAAUCUGUCGACUCUCGAUUUGAGUUUCAACUUCAUCGAAAAGGUGGUCAAUCAGACCAUUUCCUUCGGGAAAGACGUCGAACUGGACUUCACUGGAAACAAGAUUACAGAAUUUGAUACCGUGCUACUAUACAAUGUUAAGAGAGUCUAUCUGGACAAAAAUCUGAUGACCACCCUAGGAAGAACUCUGCAGUUUAGUCAGAUGGCGCAGGUGCAGAUGGCCGACAACCGAAUCACGUCACUAGAGUACGAGGAGUUCCGCGGGGUGCAUGGAAUCAUGGUGCUUGAUCUGCAAGGGAAUUUAAUCAGCAGUAUCGAACGCGAGACCUUUACAAGCAUCAGGAAAGAUCUGGUCUACCUGGAUCUCAGCAGGAAUAGGAUUCGCAAACUCAAUGGUUGUGUCCAGGCCCUCUCCUUGCUGACCUCGCUCAACCUCACAAACAAUCAGAUAGAGGGCUUCGAAAUUGGAGAAUUCCACGGACUGAAUGAGUUAACGGACCUUUACCUGCAAGGGAACCGCAUCAAGACCCUCGGUUAUGAGGUCCAAGGAUUGACCAGACUCAAAAAUCUGGUUAUCAGUUACAACAGGAUUCGCACCAUCAAAGGAGACCAGCUCCCUCCAAGUCUUCAGUAUGUGUAUGUUGAAGGGAAUCCUCUGUGGUGCGACUGUCAACUUUUACCUUUCCUUCAGCAUCUGAAUUCCACGAAGACCCUGAAGACGGACGUGCCACUCUGCAGCCCUUCGAAUGACUCUCUUAUAGAAUCCCCAGCGCGCUGCCCUGACGGUUGUCGAUGUUUCUGUACUAACAGUGGAGGCAACCACUACAUUUCUGUGGAUUGCAGCUCCAUAGGGCUCACGCAAUUGCCGCCUCUUUUCUCAGCUGCAAACUCUUCUGCACCAGAACACAACUCUACAUCCCUCGUGAUCUUUUUGAAUCGAAAUAUGGAAGAGAAUGCUUUUUUCUCCGUAAGUGCCACUAUCGUCAUCCAGGAUGAGAUGGGGGGUCUGGACUUCUCUGACAACAACCUGCAGUCAGUGGAAGACGCUCGUCUUCCAGAAGGUACGAAAUACCUCCUCCUAGCUCACAACCUUCUUCGCCAACCUCCCACCUCCCUGCUGUACUCCCUGGAAGAGUUGAACACAGUUACUCUGUCAGACAAUCCUUGGGCCUGCGAUUGCGGAACAACUGGCUUCAAGAGGUGGAUUCUGUCUCAUUCCGACUCCAUUUUAGACGUCAACGAAACUCGAUGUGGCCCCGAUGGACAAGAUUCAUCCGGACUGGCCAACCGAGCCAUCUGGUCUCUAUCGGAUAUAGAUCUCUGCCCAACGGACAUCGAAACCUACAUCUCGGUUUCCAUAGGUGUACUUAGUUUCUUCCUGGUCGCUGCUGCUAUGACAAUUGCGUGGACUCGAUAUGAGUUAAACAUAAAGGUCUGGCUGUAUGCCCAUGGAGUAACUAUGGUCAAAGAGCGAGACAUCGACCGAGACAAGGUGUUCGAUGCCUUCAUCUCUUUCAGCUACAAAGAUCAGAACCUGGUCAUUCCUGAUAUCAUCAACGUGAUCCAGAAAAAAAUGCCAAAUGUCCGGUUGUGCCUCCAUUACAGAGACUUCUGCAUCGGAGAUUUAAUUGAAGAAAACAUUGUCAGAGCAGUGCAAUGUUCCAAGCGGACGGUACUCGUCCUUUCCAGAAAUUUUCUGGAGAGCGAAUGGUGCAUGUUCGAGUUCAAAGCUGCGCACGUGCAGGCCCUAAAAGACCGCGUGAACAGGAUCAUCAUCAUCAAACUAGGAGAUCUCCCCAAAGAAAGUGAGAUGCCUCAAGACAUUCAAAUAUACCUGAAGAGCACUACGUACCUAACAUGGGGAGACAAGUACUUCUGGGACAACCUGUUGUACUGUCUGCCUACUUCCAGUUCACCCCGACCAACCACCACUGUCGAUAUGAACGGCCAGAAGACAAAGUAUCCUGUCCUAGUCUGAUAGAUGCCUGUUGCAGAAUAUUGUGUGAUAUUAUAUGAUAUAAAUCAAUAUUUCACAAUAUUAUACAAUAUUCCGAAUAUUGAUCAGUGCCAUACGAAAUUGUAUAAUAUUUGUGUGCUACUAGGGGUUAAUAUUGUACCUUAAAAAUGUCUUGUGUUGAAAUGGCUUCAUCAGUGCCUCAUCCUUUUGAUGCAAUUUAUCAAUGUAAUGAACAUUUUUAGCAGCAAAUUAUCAUUAUGAAAUGGUUCAAUGAAUUGUAUUAUCAUCUUCUUCAAAGAGCAAAAAAUAAUUUGAGUCGGAUUUCAUUAAAAAUGUGCUUAAAUGAAUUGAAUUUAUCAGAUCUUUGCACUGUUGAAGUAUCGUGUCGAUAUUAUGUAGAAUUUUGGAGCAUUCUACUACUACUGUAAAAUGGUGUGGAAUUAUAUUGCCUUCUUCAAUGAGUGGAAAAUACAGCAACUCAAAUUGUAUUAAAAAUUUUCUGUAACUAUACGAAUUUAUCAAUGCUUUGUUCUGUUGUUGCAUCCUAAUACUAUGACUAAUUUUCAAGAAGAAAAACAACUAUCACAAGAUAGCUUAGUAUGGUAUAUUUUUUCCAAACAAUGAAACUAUGUAAGUUCUUUAUGCAAAAGAAAGCAGUAGAAAUCAAUUUGUUGCAGAACUUUUUUUGUAUCCCAUCGAAAUUGUGGGAUUUUAUAUGAUUGGAAACUGUGAUAAAUAAAUUAACUAUUAGUUAUAUGUUGAAACAGUGUAUUUACUUUUCAUUGUAAAUUGUGUAAAAUGCUCUCAGCCAAGCAAAUAUACAAAAGCAAAGAUUUGUCGGAUUAUUGAUGAUUCGGGUGUCUUAAAAACUUCAAUAAUAUCUUCAACCACUUCAUUGUUAUUUGAAGAUACAAUGUGCAUAAGCACCAAAAUUGAAAACUUUUUGGAGGAGUUAAUGUUCACCUAGAUAAUUUAGAAUUACAUAACAAUGCGAGAUUGGAAAUGCUUAUCAGACAUCAUAGAUGGCGUUGCAAGUAUGCAAGUUUCCGGAGCGUUUCCUAAGGACUCUUCAAUGCUUCAGCAAUCCGUAUCAAAAGUUAAUUAUCUAACCGAUUUUACAUUUGCUCACGAGAAUAGAAUAUGAUCACAAUCAAUUACGUAGCAAUGACGUCACAGCUAACGUCACCAGAUUCAAAAUUUAGAUGCAAUAUACUUAACUAAAUAGAAGAAAAAAAGUUUCCCUCAGCUAUAUAUAUUGAUUGAUGACUAUAUGAUGAUUGAUGUCCUCAAGAUUUUAUUAGUAUUUAAAUAGAAGAAAAUAGUUUGACAUUCCAUUUCUCGUUGUCAUUCAUUUUUGGUUGGGGAAAAAUGUGCGCGUAUUUUAUAGUCGUCCCACCUCAAUUAUAUGGUGUAUUUUGAAUCUAUUGUGAAAGUGUCUUUAACAGCGUUGACACUAAUAUGUAUUUUAGAUCUAAAUUUCUGCUUUUCUGACGCUACUUGUUAAUAAUUACGUUGCCUUCAAUGUGGACAGCUGUAAUGUCAUUGGUUUUAAUCACUGAAUCUUGAUAUAAAAUGCUGAAAUAAAGAUUCUGUCAUGAAACAUUGGGGUAUACAGCAUCAUCUGCCUUGUCUGUCAAGUAUUUCUGACGCAGCAUUGCUAUGUAGUUCCGAGUUAUCUAAAUAUAUCCUAUCCCACUUAGAAGUUUAUAACCCUGGUGCUGUGAUGAACGUUAUGUGAAGGAUUUUAAAGACAUGGCUAAAGAAUGAAUAAUGUGUUGUGCUUUAUUAUCACUACACAGGAUAAAAACAAAUUAAACCAUUAUUAAAACUCCUGGUAACACAUUCAAAGAAUGGUGAAGUUCUCAGUUUGCAUCUGUGUGAUGAAAUGUAACAAUUGUCUUUGUUUUUUAUAUGUUCGAACAACAAAUUCUGUUUGUAAGAAAAAUAAUGAGGUUCACAAACAAAGAAAAUAAGUACAGACAGUUUUAUUUAGAUCAAGCCAUACAGACUAAAUGGUUAUAUAGUUAAUGUAAUGUCAUAGUGAAUUGUGAGAUAUAUGAUCUAAUACAUCAUUCUUACGAUCUGAGAUACGUAUUUUUUCUUUUUCUCCUUUUUUUGCCAGGAAUGUAUAUUGUUUAUUUGAAUACAAAAAUAAAGCUGCUCACAUAUUUGCCGAGAAAUUUGAAAUUAAUUUCUGGAACUAUUUAUACGUAUUGAUAUUGUAUGCAACUUCUGUAAUUAUACAUAAAAGAAUUACAGAUUCUAAUGAAUUAGUGAUGGACUGAACAUGUCAGAACGUUGUGUUGCUCACUUCUUAAAUAGUUGUGUGUGCUAUUUCAUGUUGCUUUCGAGAUUUAAUCACUUCAUUAUAAAUUCUGUUUCUUUUCUGUUUUGUAUUUAUUUCAAUUAUAUGCUCAGAUUUAGUUUGUAUGAACGCUUCAAGUCUUAAACACUAAGAUUAUUUCGCGAUUUUGCUAUGUUGGAAUUUACUGCGUGAAGAUGGCGCAAUAUUUCAUUAUUUUUGAAAAAAUCACAGUUCUGUUAUAUACGCAUAAUUUUCAGUCAGUUGAAUUGUUUAGUUAAGAAUGUAAUCUUCAAUAGAUAAAGUUGUUAUAUUUGCGGGUCUGUUUUUGCAAGGCCGAUGGUUUAGCGGUCAAGUCUUACUUUUGGCUCGAAAUCUACUUCCACAGUGCGCCAUAUAUACAUAUAUGGUACACUGUAAAUUUGAUAUCGUGAGGCAAAUGUUUUUCACAAUGGUAUGGAAAAGAAGCUCGGAGAGAAAUAUACCACUCUCGUUAUCUGACCGCGACUCAAAAUUAGGAAAUUCAUUCCUAUGCAGCUCUAGUAUUGACUCUAAAAGAAUGUUAAUGUAACUAAACAAAGCUAAACAAAAUGUUAUUUUAGAUAUUAUUAUUAUAAAAGAGAAGUAAUUACAAGUGAAUGGUAAGUUUCUCUAUUUUUAAUGUAACGAUGCUGUAAACACAAUUAUUUGUUUUUCCUGUGUCUGUCAAAUAUUGUUCAAAUAUAUUUAACUAAUUCACUGAAUGCUCAUGCCAAAUUAAAAUGUGGCUUUUUUAUCUUAUAGAAAUUGUAAAUACAAUUAUAAGAAUUCAAUAAAGAAAUAUGAGGAAAAUAUUUCGAGGAAAAAUAUCAUUCAUUUCAUUUAAGCAGCAUUUUAAGAUUCUAAUAUCUCAUUAUCCAGCUAAUCUAUCAAUUUUAUAAAUCAAAGACUUAAAAUAUCUAGACAGAAUGUAGAACUUUGUUCCGAUAUAGGAGUAAAUUGGCAUCUUGCUGGUUUAUUGGAAGAAACUGGCCUACUUUUGUGUUUGGCUUGAAGGGAGGCAGGAUGGACUUCCAGAAGUCAACUCGAACACGACGAACAAUUCACUGUUUAAGCGCACAUAAUUAGUUAAUUUUUGAAUACUUCUGGUUAAAAGCACAUGCUGAGAAUAGAACCUAUAUCCUUCUUCUCAUACACAUUCCUCUGACAUGUCAAUUCCAUUAGACCAUUGGGGGUGUUUUAAAGCUUUAUUUUAUCAUAUAAUUAAGUUUGAACUUUAGAAUUAUAUAAGACUAUAAAUGUUAGUUCAUUCACUGUAUGAUUAUUGUGAACAAAAUUAUUUGCUGAACAAUUUUUUUUUUGUAUAUAUCGAAUGUUUUUAUUUUACUUUGAUUUUGUAAGUUUUGUGUAAAAUCCUGUAUAUGUUCGCUUUAAAUGAAUUGCACGAGAUAUUGUAAAUAAAAUGUAAUUAUUGAAAAUCUCUUAGCA
Messenger RNA from Argiope bruennichi, 7890 nucleotides. Its product is annotated as protein toll-like. The record is from RefSeq and is a predicted model, not a curated record. Gene Ontology annotation, biological process: immune response; toll-like receptor signaling pathway. NCBI's taxonomy places the organism in Eukaryota, Metazoa, Arthropoda, Arachnida, Araneae, Araneidae. Gene Ontology annotation, cellular component: membrane. Gene Ontology annotation, molecular function: protein binding; transmembrane signaling receptor activity. The coding region runs from base 1068 to 4142 and encodes 1024 amino acids. The transcript has 12 exons.